This is a messenger RNA of Penicillium soppii, 1362 nucleotides long. RefSeq lists its product as uncharacterized. Bases 1 to 1362 code for a protein of 453 amino acids. The record is from RefSeq and is a predicted model, not a curated record. Lineage: Eukaryota; Fungi; Ascomycota; Eurotiomycetes; Eurotiales; Aspergillaceae. The transcript has 2 exons.
AUGUUUAUGCCCCCAGCCUUUCUCCUGCUGGCGCAGCUUCCACAAGCUGCAAGUACAAACACAACGCUCGAAGGCUGGCAGUUCGACGACAACUCACGUUCGACAUGGACAAUAGUGUGGAUGUGUUUCUCGACAAUUCUCGCUUGUACCUGGACCGUUCUACGAGUCGAUGUUCCGUCGCGCAGGUGGAGUAAAUUCCAGCGCACGGCAGUCAAAGUGUUUCUAUGGUUACUGGCCGUGCUUUGUCCAGAAGUUAUAGCCUGGGGGACGGUAGUGGAGAUGUUUGCGGCGAAAAGUAUAGCCUCCUCGUGCAACUCUGCUCAAGAACCAGUGAGCCGAGAACCCAGACCAAGAGAAGGGACUUCAGCGCAGGAAGGUCAGUCGUGGACAAUUGCGCAAGGCUAUUGUAUCAAAAUGGGUGGGUUGGUCUUGCAAACGCAAGAUUAUUGGGUAUAUACCGUCACGCCUAAAAACAUUUUAGCGUUCAUAAAAUCAGGCGUUAUCAGUAGUACUGAUUUCCGAGACGAGGACAUCGAAGAUCGAUCUAAGGCCGAUGCUCUGGGGAUGGUGUUUACGAUCAUCCAAAGCGCCUGGGCUAUGUGCAGUAUAAUAGCACGGGCUACGUACUCGCUAUCUAUAUCGCCUCUUGAGCUUGGGACGAUUGCGUACGUCGCUUGCGGCAUCUUGACAUAUGCCUUCUGGUGGCAUAAACCGAAGGACAUGACCACACCGAUCAGCAUACCCCUGCGAUAUGACCGGGACAAUACCCCCGUUGCAGUUCGGAAUGUUAUGGAUGCAACCCCGCAGAAUUGGUUCAAUUUGCGUGGGCCCUCACCUGAGAAUAGUAGUUCCUCCGCCCCAAAAGAUAGCGCGGGACGUUUCACCUUCUUCUUUGGGGAUGGACCUGCCCGAUAUCCUUCACAAGAUGGCAAUAGUGCCAUACGAUUAUCUCACGGUAGAAAGGCCCUAACAGCUGUUUUUGCCACAUUAAUUGCUCUCGUUUUCAGUGGUAUCCAUGUUGCUGGGUGGAACUUUAUUUUCCCGACACAUGCUGAGAAAAUAGCCUGGCGAGUCUUUACAUUGAUUGCGAUCUCGUCCUCCUUUCUUCCGCUGGUUGUUGCGCAGGGCCCUCUCAUGGCUGUGUUGCUUGCGAAAAAGAAUAGACUUCCUGCAUUCUUGAAAAGCCUGGGGGACCCGAACUCCAAGGUCACGAUUCUUGAGAUUGUGCUCGCGGAUGGAUCCCUGUAUCUGUAUUUCAUAGCGCGAUUUGGAACUCUUGCUCUUAUGCUGUCGUCAUUGAGAGCUCUCCCUGCCGAUUCAUAUAUCACACCCAAUUGGGUUUCGAGCAUACCCCAUGUAUAG